CUUGGAGGGGAUCAGCGUUAUGAAACCCUUCCGUGCCACCCGCUCGGGGGAUCAUCUCUCUAAUCAAUCGGAGAAGCUCAGUGAAAGCGAAGUGUCUGUCUCUGGCCGUGUCCGUAGCCGUGGCAGAUUUUUUUUCUCUCUCUCCACGGCCAAAACCGCUCACCCCACCACACCACACCAGACCCCACCCCACCACCGCACCUCCAACAACAACAAAAUCCCUCCAGCAGUAGAGGACGCGUCCCCUAAGAAGGAGGGAGGGAGGGGAUUAUUAGGAGGAGAGAUUGGUCAGUGGACAUCACGCUCGGUCGAGGAGAGUCCGUCAGCGCAAGAGCCGCACACAGCGAAGAGCCCACUGAGCCGAACGUUGAAUUAUUCUUAUUAUUUGCAGUUUCUUACAAAUAUUGAUUUCGAUUUUCUUACAAUAUUUGCUCACGACAUUUUCUUACAUCGUUGCUUACAAUAUUCGCUUACAAUAUUUGUUUUCCAUAUUUGCUUGCGAAAUUAUUUGCUUACAAACGUUGAUUUUCGAUUUGCUUUUCAAAUAUCGAUUACAAAUAUUGCCUACAAAUAUUGAUUCCACGCGGGCAAUCACUUCCGAGGGAACAUCUUACUCAGUUGGCAAGGGCCUUCGAGUGACGGCUUAACGCGUUGGUUCCGGUCACCAGAGUCCGCAAGUCCGAGACUCCAUCGGUCCAUGACACUUUGUCGGUGUCCUCCAUCGACCGGUCCCGUGGUCUCGCCAUGAGCGCCGCGUUCCUUGAGCAGCAGCAGCAGCAGCAGCGGCGGCGGCUGGAGCAGCUGUAGCAUCAGUUGUACGCGGAGGGCACAGGGUGGACCCGUAGCGAUGGUGAAGCCGGUGGGCCCUGCUGCGGCCGAAGGGACUGCCCCUCCCGCGGGCCCGGCCGGCGGGACGGCCCCUCCCGUGGACCCGAGCGGGCCCCGUGGCCACGCCGCGGCCCGGUUCGUGUGGGCCCUGCUACGGCGCGGCCGCGUGGCCCCGAGAGAAUUGGAACCCCCGCGGCUUCUCCACGUGAUGCCCGCGGUGCAGGAGGCAAACAGAAGCGGCUCUUCUGAAGAUGCCAGGACCACUACCACCUCCACACAGGAGCAUCAGAGCGCGGCGGAGAAACCGCGGCCCUCGGUGCGCGUUCGCGACGUGGACUGCGAUGACGGAGAGGGGCCACCGGGCCCCGCUGCCCGGACCGGCGCGGCCCUCAAGCUGCCCCCGCUGCCCUCUCCGCAGCCCAGCACGAGCCUGCCGUCGCAGACUCUCGCCGUGCCCACAGCCUCUUCCAGACGCAAGUUCUCGAGUCCCACGAGCAGUGUGGACGAUGCGUCGCAGCAGGCGGGGGAUGAGCAGGUGGACCCUCAGGGCUGCACCUUCCGAAGCCUGUCGCGCGCCGACUCGCUGUCGAGCCAGUGCAGCGUGUCGGUGACGGAGCGGCUGCACGAGCUCUCGCGACAGUUCCGCACGCGCACCGAGCAGGUCAAGGAGAAGAUCAUCGACCCCGACGAGUCGCUCUCCGACGACAGCCCCCCGCCCUCACCGGUCAAGGCCGCCCCUGCGCCAACCCCUGCGGAGGAGGGCCCCAAGGGAGAGGCGGAGGUGGCGGCCGGGCUGGCUGAGGCGGAGGAGCGCUGCAGCAUGCUCUGCUGCAGCCUCAAGCGGAGGCCCUGGAUGCGCCGCUUGCACAUUCCCAAGAGCAUCGACCCCUACACAGACCACUUCUACGUGCUCUGGCUGCUCGUGGUGGCGCUGGCGUUCCACUGGAACUGCUGGCUCAUCCCCGUGCGCUGCACGUUCCCCUACGUGACGGCCGACAACCUCGCCACGUGGCUAGUCACCGACUACGCCUGCGACGUCAUCUACAUCGUCGACAUGGCCUUCUUCCAGACGCGCCUGCAGUUCAUCAGCAAAGGCGACAUCAUCACCGACCCGAAAGAGAUGAGAAAUAACUACGUGAAGUCUCAGAGGUUCAAGAUGGACAUGCUAUCGCUCCUGCCACUGGACCUGCUGUACUUGCGCUUCGGCUUCAACCCGCUCUUCCGUCUGCCGCGCUGCUUGAGGUACAAGGCGUUCUUUGAGUUCAACGACAGACUGGAAGCCAUCCUCACGAAAGCGUUCAUCUACCGAGUGAUCCGCACCACCGGCUAUCUGCUCUACAGCCUCCACCUCAACGCGUGCCUCUACUACUGGGCCUCCGACUACGAGGGAAUCGGCUCGACCAAGUGGGUCUACAACGGCCUCGGCAACCAUUACAUCCGCUGCUACUUCUGGGCCAUCAAGACGCUGAUCACGAUCGGCGGUCUGCCCGACCCGGAGAACCUCUUUGAAAUCGUCUUCCAGGGGUGCAACUACUUCACGGGCGUGUUCGCCUUCUCCGUGCUCAUCGGCCAGAUGCGCGACGUGAUCGGAGCGGCCACGGCGUCGAAGACGCGGUACCGCGACUGCGUGGACAGCACGGUGGCGUACAUGAACGCCAACCGCAUCCCCAAGUACGUGCAGAACCGCGUGCGCACCUGGUACCAGUACACGUGGCAAGCCCUCGGCAUGCUCGACGAGUCGGAGCUGCUGGAUCAGAUGCCGGCGAAAAUGAGGCUCGACAUCGCCGUGGACGUCAACUACCAAAUCAUCACCAACGUGCAGCUCUUCAAGGGUUGCGACAAGCAGCUGCUACAGGACAUGUUGGUGCGGCUCAGGUCUGUGGUCUACCUGCCCGGGGAUUACGUCUGCAAGAAGGGAGAGAUCGGGAAGGAGAUGUACAUCAUCAAGACAGGAGAGGUCCAGGUGCUGGGCGGUCCGAACGGCAUGACAGUGCUCGUGACGCUGAAGUCCGGCGCCGUCUUUGGGGAGAUCAGCCUGCUGUCGGUGGGCGGCGGCAACCGUCGCACCGCCAACGUGGUGGCGCACGGCUUCGCCAACCUCUUCAUCCUCAACAAGCAGGACCUCAACGAGAUCCUGGUGCACUACCCCGAGUCCCAGCGCCUCCUCCGCAAGAAGGCCAAGAAGCUGAUGUCGAGCAACAAGGAGAAGAAGGCGCCGCCCCCGAGGAAGCCGCACACGAGGCCCAUACUGCAGGCCAAGCAGGCGACGCCCAAGAUCAUCCGCACCAUCCUGUUGGCCGCCAGGAAGUCUGGCCUCAGAGGCACAUUCGAAAGGCUGCGUAACCACGUGAACAAGCCCAGCACGCAGGCCCCCACCCUCCCGCCGUCCCUGCUCCCAACCCCGGUCGCGUCUCCCGCCCCGUCCCGGGCCCCCUCCCCCCCGGACUCCCCGCCACCGGCCUCGAGCCCCCGCGAGCCCCCGCAAGCCCCCGGCCGCUCUGCGGAGGAGAAGGAGGUGGACGAGGAGCUGUCUGAGUGGUCGGAUAAUUCCACGUCGAGGCCGGUGGUGCACAGGCCCGCGGAGGACGGCACUGGCCCUGGUGGCCACGGUGGGAGAGGUUAAGCACUGCCGUGUGGAGGCUGUGGUGCUGGAACUGUUCGGGGCUGAGCUCCGGAAAACUACAUUGUCGUCUGGCGACGAGAAAUCAAGCCCGGAAACAACACCAUCAUCAUCAUCAUUGUCAUUAUCACAACCUCAGAAUUAUCGUCAUCAUAACCACCGCCAUCACCACCACUACCGCCAUCACCACCACCACCACCACCACCACCGUCACUUUCAACUUU
Molecule: messenger RNA, 3672 nt
Organism: Petromyzon marinus (sea lamprey)
Lineage: Eukaryota; Metazoa; Chordata; Hyperoartia; Petromyzontiformes; Petromyzontidae
Product: cyclic nucleotide-gated channel beta-1
Biological process (GO): monoatomic cation transmembrane transport
Cellular component (GO): photoreceptor outer segment; intracellular cyclic nucleotide activated cation channel complex; plasma membrane
Molecular function (GO): protein-containing complex binding; intracellularly cAMP-activated cation channel activity; intracellularly cGMP-activated cation channel activity
Source: RefSeq, a predicted model, not a curated record